GGCAGCAUGACGUCACACCGGAAAUACGUGUUUCGGCUUCCACACGCGUCUCUGUCGGCAGCUGGGACGUUUGCGCUUUACUAAGUGUGUUUUAAGUUGAACGCAACGUCCCCAUCUUGAUUCGACAUGUCGGGUGAAUCGGAAUUAAAAAUUAACACCAAGUUCGCGCAGAGAUAUGACAAAUACCGUCAGAGGGAAGAGUUACAAAGGCUGAAGGACCGAUACGGAGACCGAGCUGAUGACAGUGACUCGGAGUCGUCUGAGUCCGGUUCGGAUGACAGUGAAGUGGAGUUGGACCCGGAAGUCGAACGGGAUUUUUAUAGAACUCUGUCCAUGCUCAAGAAGAAAGACCCGAAGAUCUACCAGCAGGAUGCGAAGUUCUACUCAGAAGGUGCGUCCACAGGCAACGAGCAGCCCUCGACCUCGCAGAAAGCAGCCGAGCCCAUGUUCCUCAAGGAUUAUGAGCGAAAAGUCAUUCUAGAAAGAGACGGAAAAUUUGAGGAUGACGACAGUGAGGACGAGGAGGCUGACAAGAGAAUGGAGAGAGCAGCCUCUCCAGGCUACAUCCAGGAGCAGAAGGAGCUGAGAGAAAGCCUCCGUAAGUUCACCCAAGACAGUGAUGAUGAUGAUGACGACAACGGUGAGGAAGCUGGAGGAUCCCAGCUGCUGACCAGGAGGCUCAAAACGCAGGACGAGAAGGAUAAAGAAGAGUCCGAUUACAUGGAGUGGCUGAAAGGUCAGGUCGAGCUGGAGGCUCCCGAGGAGGUGAAGGACAUGAAAUACUUAAGAGACUACUGGAAUGACCCACGGCUGGAUGAGAAGGAGCGAUUCCUCAGAGAUUAUGUCCUGAACAAAGGUUACCUCGACGAAGAUGAAGACGAUGAACGGAUCCCAACGUACGAUGAGAUCGUCCAUGGUGUCGUGGAUGAUUCGGAAGAAGACGGGGAGGAUUUCUUACGGCGGCAGGAGGACUUUGAGAGGAGCUACAACUUCCGCUUCGAGGAGCCCGACGCUGAACAAGUCAAAACCUUCCCCCGCAACAUCGCCACAUCGGUGCGCGCCAAAGACCAGAGCAGGAAACGCAAGAGGGAAGAAGUGAAAGAAAGGAAGCAAAAGGAGAAGGAGCAGAAGCAUGAGCAGCUGAAGCAGCUGAAGAACCUGAAGAGAAGCGAGAUCAUGGAGAAGCUGAAGAAGCUGCAGGAGCUGACGGGAAACGAGCAGCUCGCCUUCAGUCGGGUCGACCUAGAAGGAGACUUCGACCCACAGCAACAUGAGCAGCUUAUGCAGAGGUUCUUUGGAGAUGAGUAUUAUGGAGAAGCCGAAGAUGAGAAGCCCCAGUUUGACGAUGACGAUGAACUGGAGGAGCAUUGGAACUGGGACACGUGGACAGGGGAGGGACGCGACACGGAGGAAGACGGAUACGAUGCCUCUGAACCGCACUGCGAAGACCAAGACUUCAUUAUGGAUGCCGACUACGACCCCAGCCUGCACACUUCCAAGAAGAAGAAGAAAAAGGAGAGGAUGAAGAUGAAGAAGGACGAUUUGCCACAAAUGGGCAAAAAGAAAAAGAAGUCGCACUUUGCUGAGGUCAUCACCAAACACAAGCCCGUGUUUGACCCUCAGGAGAAGAGCUUUGAGCAGUACUUGGACGAGUACUACAAGCUGGACUAUGAGGACGUCAUCGACGACCUCCCCUGCAGGUUCCGCUACAGGCAGGUGCAGCCCAACGACUUCGGCCUGACCACAGACGAGAUUUUAAAGGCUGAUGACAAAGAGCUAAACAAAUGGUGCUCUCUGAAGAAGACCUGCAUGUUCAGGUCUGACAAGGAAGAAUUGAUUGAUUUAAGGAACUAUAAACACAAGGCCCAGAAUGAGAAGAAGAAGAAAAAGGUCCUGAGCUCUGUGUAUUCAGGAGAAGACCAAGAACUGGCGGAGGCUAAGACCCAGGUGAGAGAGAAGCGAGGAGAUCGUCUGAAGAACGCUGAGAAUCAAGACUCAGGAGCAGAGCAUGAAGGUGCCGCCUCGGUUCUGAACUGUGCCCAGGCUCUCCGACAGGAAGAAGCAACAGAUGAGGAUGAGGAGAUUCUGAUACCUAAGAAGAAAAAGAAGCAGAACCAGGAUGAGGAAACGCAGGUCACAGCUCAGGCAGUGGGAGAGAAAGCAGAUGCAUCAGAACACAGGACUGAGAGGCCCAAGUGGUCCAACAAGCAGCACAGGCCUUCAGGGCGGCGCCUCCAGGCUCGAAGCAUCAGGGUGAAGAUAGGCGGCCGAGAGUUCAGUGGUCAGACCCUAAAGGCCUACGGUCUGAACGCCAAGAAGCUGUACUUCAGACAGCAGGGCAGUCGCAAGCGAAAACCACAGGAGAAGAAAGGGAGGCCGAAAAUCCCCAAGUGAUGACAACAGCCAACGGUGGAACCAUGACAGUUUAAUGGUCUGACCGCUAAAUAUAUGGUAAAAGAUUAGAUCACGUUACUGUUGUUAAACAAGAAGCAGACUGAUGCAGGAUAGUGAACCGAACGGUGAAAUGAGGGAGUGACUCAGGAACGGAACCAGUUCUCAACCAGUAAACGGCUGCAUGAGUAGUUUUAAUGGUUUCUGGCAGGUUUAUGUUAAGAAAGAUCAUCUUUUGUCCUUGUGGUAUUAAUUUUUUUGAUUAUAGGCACUAAUGUAAAUGUGUUGCCUGAGUCGCUGAAUCAGCUGAAAACUAAAUAUUGGAACCAGGUGAAUGAACAGAACAUUUCACUGAGACUGAGGUCAGGUGGAAAACGUGAAGAUAUUCAGUAUUUGAUCAGAUCUUGAGCAAUGCAAUGAAUGAUUGAUGUUUUGGUAAGAAAAAUAGCAAUAAAAACAUGUUUACAUGCUAUUCUUAUACAAAACCGCAUAUAAUUAAAAGAAUUUCUAAUGUG
Betta splendens (Siamese fighting fish) is the source of this 2906-nucleotide messenger RNA. It is a transcript of the gene kri1, whose product is annotated as KRI1 homolog. The transcript is spliced from 18 exons. The record is from RefSeq and is a predicted model, not a curated record. Gene Ontology annotation, cellular component: nucleolus; 90S preribosome. Bases 127 to 2394 code for a protein of 755 amino acids. Lineage: Eukaryota; Metazoa; Chordata; Actinopteri; Anabantiformes; Osphronemidae. Gene Ontology annotation, biological process: endonucleolytic cleavage in ITS1 to separate SSU-rRNA from 5.8S rRNA and LSU-rRNA from tricistronic rRNA transcript (SSU-rRNA, 5.8S rRNA, LSU-rRNA).